Molecule: messenger RNA, 5120 nt
Organism: Mya arenaria
Lineage: Eukaryota; Metazoa; Mollusca; Bivalvia; Myida; Myidae
Product: LHFPL tetraspan subfamily member 2a protein-like
Exons: 4
Coding region: 837-1571 (244 amino acids)
Cellular component (GO): membrane
Source: RefSeq, a predicted model, not a curated record
CUUUGAAGUGGAGUCAUUGUUGAGGCAACAGGUGGUUGUGUGCACGUUGUAAGGGGCAGAAGUUAAAUGGUUAAUUGUGAACUGGAACAAGCAAUAUUUCGGGUGGUUAAUAAUUAGUUGUUUGUGAUUAACGUAAGUUAUUUAGUGAACAACAUCGAUCGACGAAUAAUUGAGUCCUCAGAGGUUGUUUUGAAAAAACAUUGAUGUAACCUGGAACAAGGAAUGCAGCAGGUGGUUUUUAUUCCAGAAUUUAGUUACUAUAUAAGUAAACAAUAUAGACAAAUCAUUUCAUUGUGUGCUGAAAUAUAUGAUAACAAGGAAUAUAGGAGGUGUUUUUUAUUGCGGAAACAGUAAGUAAACAAUAUGGUCGAAUGAUUUUUUUUGUGUGCUGAAAUUUAUGAUAACAAGGAAUACAGGAGGUUGUUAAUAACUCCGGAAUUCAGUCAGUAUAUAUAUUACGGGAGAAUUGAAAUGAAAGCAUUUUGUGUUAAAAUAAAUGAUAGACAAGGACUUUAGCAGGUGGUGAUGAUUCCAGAAAUCAGUAAGUUAAUCAAAUAAACAAUUUGGACGAAUGAUUGCAUUGGUUGGUUAAAUAUAUGAUAAACAAGGACUCCUGGAGGUGGUUUAUGAUUCCAGAAUACAAUAUGUGCAGCGCCGACGUCCCGAGUACAUAAACAGCUUUAAAACAGUCUUUGAAAUAUCUUCAACCUACCUAGUAACUACACAAAUGACAAACUAAAAAGACUAAACCCUCUAGGCAGACACUUGUGUUUCGUUAUUAGGAUACAUAAAGACAGAGUGGGAAAGAACAAACUAUUCAAACACUCUUUAUAAAAAUGUGUCAAGUAAUUGUCACGUGUCGCUCGUUUCUAUGGACACUGUUGUCCAUAGCAACCACGCAGAUAUUCAUUGCAAGCGUCUUUUCACCCGCUUGGCUGAUUGGCUACGAGAGGUCCCCUCAGGCCUUGACCUUUAAUAACCUUGGCAACUCCAGCACGUGGGAAGGUCGCUAUGACAACAAUGAAGACGCCACGGAACCCUUCUCGCCAACUAUCGGAAUAAUUAACAGGUGCACGAGACUAAGAAGAUUCCAGGAAAUUUUAAAACGUGAAAAUUGCGCAACUUAUGUGACUGAAUUUUCUAUGCCAAAUUCACAAUUCCCAGACGCUUGGAAAGCUUCUCUUGUGUUCUUCUGUAUUGGCGGGGUGCUGUUAGUGUUUACAAUGGGAACAUCAGUAAUGAGCAUCUGUAUGCAGUCGAUGUGCGGCAAAAGUAUUUUCACACUGUCGGGGCUUAUUCAAAGUAUUGCAGGCGUGUUUUGCAGUAUAGGCGUAGUUCUCUACCCUGUUGGCUGGUCCUCGGACAAAGUAAAGUUCUACUGCGGGGAGGAGACGUCAGCGUUCCACUAUGAUCUCUGCUCGUUUGGCUGGUCGUUUUAUGCAUGUGUCGCUGCUGUAAUCCUCGUGUUUACCUGCAGUGUUCUCUCUAUCGGUGCCGACCACGCUACCACCAGCCGACGAGUGGAAGAAGAACUCGUUGAGGGAAAGGCGCUUAUCUGCGUCAUGGCUUGAUGUCAUAAAUAUGUGAAAGUGACGUCAUCGUAACGUCAUUAGAUUGUUUGUAUCGUGGUAUAAACUGAUAAUGACGUAAUGAAAUACAAGAAACUUAAGCAUUUCUGCGUACAGACGUGAUUUCAUAUAAAAAAAUAACGUCAUCAAAAGAGGUCUUUGCAUCACCGAAAAAAAACAUUUUACUUUUCUGAAUGGCGAUUUUUGUGUUAUGCAGUUUAAGUGAUUUUCCCCAAGGCUUAUGCCAUUUACAUGAGAUAAGAAUGCUAGGAUUGUGAAUGGUUAAAUAGCAAUUAUUCCAUAGGUAACCGUUCUUGCAAAUCCGCUGUACAAUAUGUGAUCAUCUGCAGUGUUAAUCCAUCGUUGCCAAUAAUCAACCGACGAAUAUAUGAGGGGCUCGUGAAUCUGUGUCAAGACAUGAGGCUAAAAGUGACGUCAUUACUGUAUACUAUCUGCUUGUGGACAUAAGUGUCUUUUUGAAAAUACGCUAGGUAUUGCUUUGAUGUGUCUUUUAUGACGUUGUUGAAAGGACAGUCCAUGUGCGACAAAGGCUAUAGGUAUAAACACUUAUAUGUAUUGAAAGUGACGUCAUCGGUCAUUGUUUAAACAUUUAAAACAUGUUUAAACAUUUAAAACAACAAACGGUGCUUCUUGUGUCAUGUUGUGAAACAAGCUUAGUCAUAAGAUUCAUUAUAGUCAUAAAGUGCAAAUAUGUUUAAUGGUGAAUGCUCAGUUGUUCCAGCCGUUGACGAUAUAUGUGUGUAUUGUCCUUCUUUUACUUGUGUUUACUUAUUUUAUACGUCAUGCUUUCUGAAACCUACCAAUAUAUCAUCAUAAAUAUGGCUGGACCGACUACAUUAUUACCCCUAAUACUCUUUAUUACAUGUAUCGUGGGUCGAAAAUGUUAUUUAUAACAUUACGUCAUCUGUUUCAUGACGUCAUUUUAAUGGACCACGUUUUUGCCCAUUCGGAACACCUCGACCAUUUUCUAUCUAGAACGACCUCGGAUGUAUAUGGACGGUUUAAAUACAAUGUCAAAAAUCAUUACAUUUAACUACGCUGUAUGUAGAUCGCGUAGAAAUUUCAGUUUAGCAGUUAAACUUAGUGACUUUACUCUUGUGCAUCUGAAAUACUUAUGAAAAAAACAACACUUUUCUGGCAAUUAAAUUAAACUUAGAUAUACAAAAUACACGGUAAAUUAGAAAAUACAAACUACUUCUACUGAUGUACCGGCAUACAUCCGAGGUUGUUUUUGAUUGAUUUUUUUUUCUCAUUUUUGGCCGAGGAGUUCCGAAUGGUUAUUGCUAUCUGACCAUUUUAUACUCAUGCUCAUUUGAGUGCUUAUAUAUUAUUAAGCGUGUGUUGUACUCAGGGUUAAAACUUGUGAUUGGGAAUUGAACAUAAUGGACGGGAUACCUUAAAGAGACUCGCUCAUAUUUGUUUACCAAACCUUUCUUAAUGCAGGUAAUGCAUCUGAAAACACUAAUAUUGUCAUUAUUUUACUCAUUGAUACUGAAAUUGCAGGAACAAAGUACAACUUCAGUAUAAAAACCCACACUGGUACAGUCGAUUAUUGUUUAGAAAACUGACAACGAAACCGCUCGCCCACGAGGAUUCUUACAUGAACUAAAUGAUAAUUCAACCUCUCAGCCUAUUGUUGAAAAGCGUUACUAAUGCUAUUCAAAAUCGUUGACUUCAAAGAUAAUAUUUAAGUAUAUAUCAACAGUUGCUAAGUAACUUAACUAUCCAUUAAUGCUUUGCCACACUUUAUUUCGUCAUAAAAACGGCAUCUUAAAAACAUGAGCGAGUCCCUUUAAGUGUGGUUGUGUAGACACAAGCAGACUUUCCAUCGCCAUUAUUUGCUAUCAUAUUUGUAUAGUUUAUUCGCCUUCGGAACCACAAUGUUUAGAGCAAUCAUCAAACUUACUCAGAAUGUUCAGAACUUUGUUUAAGUUAACAACGUGAUUUUCUACAUCGUUGUUAACUUUUAAAGCUGCACUCUCACAGAUUUACCAUUUUUACAACUUUUUUAUUUUUUGUCUUGGAAAGAGCAAAUUUUUGCGUAAAUAUCUGCAAACCAAUGAUAUAAAAUUGCUGACAAAAAAUCAGAUAGUAGAUUUUCAUAUUUCCGUUCGAAUAUUAAUGUUUUAUGGAUUAAACCGUUACUAACGGUUUAAGAAAAAUGCAUAAAACAUCAAUUUUUGAACUUAUAUAUAAAUAUCUGCGAUCUAAUAUUUUGUCAGCAGUCUUAUAUAACUUUCGCAAAAAUUGGCUCGUUCCAAGACAAAAAAUAAAAAAGUUGUCAAAACGUUCAAUCUGUGAGAGUGAAGCUUUAAAGUCGAAUAUUUGACGAUGUGCUCAUACGUUUAAAUAAAACAAGUAAAUUUGAAUCAGUUGUCUAAGAUCUUAUUAGAAUGGUAGCAGAUCACAGGUGUAUCUACGAAACUAACAACGAUAACGAUAACUAAGUUGUUAAUUUUAACAUUGUUCUGAACAAUAAGUCCAUAGGGCAAUACAAUGUGUAUAUGUUGUGAUUUUCCUUGUCAUAUAUAUAUUAAUAAAUAAAGUUGUCUUGUUCGACCAAACUAUUUGUACACAAAUUUAAUGUUUGUCAAGUAUUAAGUGUAGCUGUUGUGUUUUAUUUUUAUAUUCAUUUCAUUUUUACUAUAAACAGUGUGUGUGUAUAUCACGUGAUAAAACGUCAUAGAUGCUACGUCGGAAUGCAACUUUUAGCUUCAAAUAAAGACAAAGAUAACGUGUUUUCUUCACCAUUUUAAAUGAAACAAAUGACAGUCUAUGCCGCUUCAAGAGACCCGCCUUCUUUUUUAUUAAAAUAGUUUUAUUAAGUGAUAAGUUUCCUCAAACACUUCGACAAACCUGUUUCCAAAAUAAUGUUUAAACAGUGCUCCAUUAGGCGGCGGUUUUGUGAAAAGGUUUGUCGAAGUGUUUUAAGAAACUGAACUCUUAGUCAAAACUGUGGUGAAGGCGGGGCUCCGUAAGCGGCGCAGACUGAGCUAUGUUUCAUAUAAAACGGUGAAGAAAUAGUAAAGUUAUCUUUGUUUAAAGUAUUCAUUCAAACCAAAUUGUUUCCUUCUGACGUAGCAUUUAUGACGUAAAUUAUCACGUGGUAUACACACACACACUGUACAUAGAGAGGAUGCGAAACGUAACUUGUACGUGUAUCUACAUAUAAGAUUGUGUAUUUUAGCCUGUAUGUCGAUAUCGCUCCUUGAACGUGGACUUUGCUGUCGGGUUCACUCAGAUUCACGCAUAAAUAACUUUCCAUAUGAGUUUCCAAAUGUCAAAAUGCUUUGCACUACUAGUGUAUAGCCACUGAAGUACAAUUACACUACACAUUUUCGAAAAACACCAACUAACAGUAAUGUUCUAAAAAUGAGCUUGGUGAUAUUGCAUUUUAUAAUGUGUACACAUACAAGGAUGGCGUAGUACUCAGAAAGUAGUCAACAGGAACACGUACCAGUAGCUUUUCAAAACCUCUCAAGUAUUGCAUAAUUGUGAAUUUUAACUAAUACCAAUAAACUUUGAACCAAA